UCAUUCCAAACAGUUUCUAAACAGAUCUAGAUUCCACUUCGGUCGUAGUAAUCCUUCUAUGGAUCACAGCGAUGAAUCUCUUCCUCCACUACCACUUCCUCCCCGAAUGUUUGCGUUAGGGGAAGAACCCGAGGGAGUUAGGGUUACACCUUACCACAAACCCACAUCCAUUCGAAAAAUCCUCAACGCACUCGGCCCUGAUGAAGUCCGGAGGAUUAAGGAGACCCCGUUUGGAAAGCUUGUCAAAAUCGCAGAUAAACCCCCAUACUCCGGUCGGUUUGGCCGUUUUCUUAUAUCAAGACAGUUGAAAGUGGGCAAGAAGAACGAAGUCUGGUUUAUAUUUUCUGGCAAACCCGUAAGAUUCUCAAUUAGAGAAUUUGCUCUAGUCACAGGGCUCAAUUGUCGAAACUUCCCGCCGCGUACAAAGAAAAAGAGCUCGAAGAACCUAAUAGAGAAGCCUUAUUGGGGAGAGCUAUUUGGCUCUAUGAGGGAAGUCCCUGUCAGUUAUGUCAUUAGCAUGCUAAAGAAGAAGACGGUUGCUGAUACAGAAACGAGGAUCAAGUAUGCCCUGCUUGCUUUGUUGUCAGCCGUCAUUCUACCGACAUCGCAUAAUCCUAAAAUUUUGGAACAACACGCGGAGAAGAUAAAAGAUAUCGAUCAGUUUCUUGCUUACCCGUGGGGCCGUGUUUCAUUUGAAAUGCUCAUUAGUAGUAUAAAAGAGAGGGAUGAAGUCUCACUCUCACAGAAAACAAUUGCACUUAAAGGGUUUGUUCUAUCGAUACAACUUGUUCUAAUAGAAGCAACUCCUUCACUUACACGAGUCGUGCAAAGUGGGAGUUCCUCCGGUUCCGAACGUGAUUGUGAAGACGACGAUGACUUUGUGGACGAUGAUACCGAGAGAAAGAAAUGUAUCAAUCCGGUGCGUGUACGUGAUAUUGAUUCAGCUUCGAAGACGCAUGUUGUUUCCAUUAUUUCUGAUGGCGUGGAACUCGACAAUGUCGAGGAAGAAACCCACAUUCCUGGAGAUGAGGAGGAUAUACUUGUGGCAAACUUGGAGAAGUGUAUUCACGAUGGUUUCUCAUUCCGGAAGUCCCAUUUUCUCGGUGGUGCGACCCUUGCUGAUGUCAUCCAAAUGGGCGAAGAAGCCGCAAAAGAAAACAACACCCGUAAAAAGAACAAGCGGAGUGUGAAUGCUAAUAGUGCCGACGCUGCUGACCCUGAUUAUGUUGUCUCCAUAUUGAAAAGUAGUCUAUCUGCGGACCUGUGUCGUAUGGAGGAAGAAAUUAAAAACCUUGGUCAGAUGUUUACGAAAUCGCAAAGUCAAAUGCGGUCUUACAUACAAGACAUGUUUGACACAUUUCAGAGGAACAUUAGUAAUAUGAUUCUUACCCCGUCCUCUGGGAGACACGCUGAUCCUCCGCAUGCCCAUCAAGCAGAGACCACUUUCAGCAGAGAGAAGACAACCACGGAGCCCAACCCCGGCGCACCACCUAAUGUUCCCGUAGCAACUGCGUCGCACAAAAGGAACAAGUCAACGGGACGGCCCGGUCAUUUUGAUCCAUGUGGCAGCAUACAGGACGCUAUUCAUUUUGCAGACCACGUGGCCCCACUGUCCAGAGAUGUUAAUAUGGGCGAUGCCUCUCUAAAUGAGGAAGGUAGCCCCGAAAAAUGCAAUGAUGGUAAUAACGAUCUUAAUCCUAGAGAGGAGCAGGUCCAUCCCGCUUAUUCAUCUGCUGACGGAGAAGCUCGGGAGGUUGAGGAAGAGGAUCCUGAAGAUGCGGUGGACAUGAUCAACAGUCCACCCUUGACACAACCUGCACCAUUGGAUUUGACGGAACAUGCUAACAUUACCACAGCGGGGACGGGUGGAAGUCAUGCAGAAAGUGCCAAAGUAACGUCAUCUACUUCUUCCGACAGCAACCCACCAACUCCCAAUGUCAUCCCUCAACCGAGUUCCUGUUUGGAUAAUGCACAGUCUAAUUUGGCCUUCCCAAAGCCUACAUUCUCGCUAGGACUAACGCAAGAAGAACGUUACCUUAGUAAAACAGAUCUGGUGGACGCUGAUGAAUCAUUGGAAGAGGGUGCAUCCAUUUCUCUCAAUGACGACCAAGAACCGUUUCCAGCAAACAGGAAAAGCAAGAGACAGAAAGUUGUGCCCCGUAGCCUCGUCGGAGACUAUCAGUGCGAUAAACGAUUCCUCACCCGAGCUUGGGAGGCCCAUGUUAACGCUAUACAUCGUGGCCCGGUAAUUGACUAUGCGGCUAAAGCUGGUGCUCUGGCCGAAAAGCUCCAAAAAGAAUUUGUCAUCGACGUUAGUGGACAAAGUUUAGACAGCAGUGACCUGUCUGCAAUUCUUGCGAGAUCUUCUCACUUAACUGCCAAGGUAUUUUUACAGUCUCUGUCGUUUUUAAGUGACCACUGGGUUUCAUGUCACCUCUUUGUGCACUGGACCUUUUAUUUUCAGGUGAUGGAUGUUCUCAUCCAUCAUACUCGAUCCUUGAUAGAAGCACUAUCCGAAGAGCGUCAACCCAGCAGCGUUGUUUUACUGGACACGAGGUUUGUUUCCCUACUGUCAGAGACUUUCGUCAAGUUCUCCAUUUCUAAAUAAAUGUCACUUUGAUAUUUUUUAUACAUACUAAAAAAAUAGCAGAAAUAUAUGUAAAUUAUUAUUAAUUAUAUUUUUCUGACUAAUAAUAUUUAAAAUAAAUAAAAUUAUGUAUAAAACAAAUACAGUUUGUAAUUAAUUUUCAGAUGAAAAUAAAUAUAAUUUACAUUGGAAUUGUAAAGUGACACUUUUUGUAAAACAAGAAAAAACACUAGAAUGACUUAUUAUGAAACAGAUGGAGUAUGCACUUGGGCUAAGCUCCUUCAAUGCUUGUUUAGGCUUAAUGGUAUUAGGCUAUUAGCUGUUGAGCUUAGUAAAACAAUAAAGUCUAAGAAGCUCAUGCUUAUUUCUUAUCCAGCUAAUAUCAAUAGAAAAGUUAAGGAAAAAACGUUGGUUAGUUUAUAGAUUUAUUGAAAAUUAUAAUUUUUAAUAAUUUACUAAAAGAUCGAACCAGAAAAUUUGAUUAAUUUAUCUAAACUAUGCUGGAUUUUGAAGUGUUGGGUUAUGGAGAUAAGGGUGUACUGAGGCGGCUCAAUUUAAUGGCAGAUAUUUUAUGUUCAGGCCCACAUAAACCCUUUCUUAUAUUAGCCAUGGAGACAAGAUCUAGUGCCGUUUGAUGAUCUGCUUUAUUACAAAGUAUGGGUGUGGGAAGCACAUGCCUAUGCUCAAGUGUCUUACUCGAAAAAAAAAUAAAAGGAACCAAUCAGUAAACAACGAAGAUGAAAUUUUGUUUGCAUUCCAAGAAUGACUUUGAUUCUCCCAGAAGAGGGGAGACAAAGUGUAAAAAUGUAAUGUAUUAGUGGGUAAAAUUAUAACA
Molecule: messenger RNA, 3422 nt
Organism: Brassica rapa (field mustard)
Lineage: Eukaryota; Viridiplantae; Streptophyta; Magnoliopsida; Brassicales; Brassicaceae
Source: RefSeq, a predicted model, not a curated record